ACCUUCAAUGAAUUGUCUGAACAUGAAAUGGCUAAAAAGGGGAAGGAAUUCACAAAGGAAACGCUGAAGUCUGCUGGUAACUUGGCAGAUACCUUGUCAAAGGGCGUGACAAAGGGAGGUCAACAAUUAGGACAGUCAAAACCUAUACAAACUAUAUCAGAAGCUGUGAAAAAUGAACUGAAAGACAUAGAUACAACAAGAGCACAGUGCUACAAGAAACCAGAGGUGCUUCGAAUGCGAUCUGAAGAUUCUGUUAACUUCAAGAGGAAAGAGGAAGUAGCACCUAAUGAAGAGGACACUGGGAUGGUUCUACAUAAAGAUUCCAAAUUUUACCAGAGUUGGACCAAUUUCAAGGAUAAUAACCAGUAUAUAAAUA
Messenger RNA from Mizuhopecten yessoensis (Yesso scallop), 376 nucleotides. Its product is annotated as mitochondrial import inner membrane translocase subunit TIM44-like. Gene Ontology annotation, biological process: protein import into mitochondrial matrix. Gene Ontology annotation, molecular function: protein-folding chaperone binding. The transcript is spliced from 4 exons. Gene Ontology annotation, cellular component: mitochondrial inner membrane. NCBI's taxonomy places the organism in Eukaryota, Metazoa, Mollusca, Bivalvia, Pectinida, Pectinidae. The annotation marks the transcript as partial. The record is from RefSeq and is a predicted model, not a curated record.